Gilbertella persicaria is the source of this 904-nucleotide messenger RNA. Its product is annotated as CAP domain-containing protein. NCBI's taxonomy places the organism in Eukaryota, Fungi, Mucoromycota, Mucoromycetes, Mucorales, Choanephoraceae. The transcript has 2 exons. The record is from RefSeq and is a predicted model, not a curated record. Gene Ontology annotation, cellular component: extracellular region. The coding region runs from base 37 to 819 and encodes 260 amino acids.
UCCACACACACUUCCAAUCCUUUCAAUUUAGAAAUCAUGCUCUUCACCAAGGUUGCUGCUGUUCUCGCCAUUACCCAGGUUGUCUUGGCUGCUCCUCAAUACUCUUCUAAGGAGCACACUACUACUGUUAGCAAGCAUCAUGGUAAUACCAGACAUCAUACCCACCAUGUCACUACCAAGGUUCACAAGACAAAGACUCACAAGACAAAGACCCACAAGGCCAAGAAGACCAAGAAGACCAAGGCUCACAAGGCCACCACUACCACUCCUACUAAGGAAGCCACUCCUACCAAGGAAGCCACUACUACCAAGGAAGCCACUACUACCAAGGCUGCUGCUGCUACCACCAAGGCUGCCAGCACCACUAAGACUGUCACCUCUUCUGCUGCUAUCUCCACUAUCGUUUCUUCUGACUUUGCUCAAAGUGCUUUAGAUAAUCACAACAAGUACCGUGCCAAACACCAUGUUGAUCCUCUCAAGUGGAGUGACAAGCUUGCUGCUGAUGCCUUGAAGGUUGCCAAGACCUGUGUCUUUGAGCACCAAAUCGUUGAUAACGAAGGACAAUGUCUUGCCAUGGGCUGGCCCACAAUUCAAGGUGCUGUUGAAGGCUGGUACAGUGAAGUCAAGGACUAUAAUUACAACAAGCCUGGUUUCUCCAUGGCUACUGGUCACUUUACUCAAGUUGUCUGGAAGGGUACUACUGAAGUUGGUUGUGCCUCCAACAACUGUCCCAACAAUGGUGGUAUGUACAUUGUCUGUAACUACAAUCCUGCCGGUAACUACUUGGGUGAAUUUGAUAAGAACGUUUUCCCUCCUUAAAUCAUAAAAUUACCAUUUUUAUUUUGACAAUAAAACCUUAAAGUAACACAGGACAUACUUGGAACACUUUUAUUUUUUCUGCCUU